CGACAUUCGAACAAUUGACGACACGCCCGAUUCACGCCCACCUCCUCCACCGCACGAAUCUAGAGAACGGCCGCCCAGUAUGGCUACUCAAAGCGUGCAAUGCUUCGGAAAGAAGAAGACCGCGACUGCCGUCGCCCACUGCAAGGCCGGUAAAGGACUCAUCAAAGUUAACGGAAAGCCCAUCUCGCUGGUCCAGCCUGAGAUCCUGCGCUUCAAAGUCUAUGAGCCCGUCCUGAUUCUUGGCGUUGACAAGUUCGCCGACGUCGACAUCCGAGUUCGCGUCUCUGGCGGUGGUCACACAUCGCAGAUCUAUGCCAUCCGCCAAGCCAUCGCCAAAUCCAUCAUCGCUUACUACCAGAAAUACGUUGACGAGCACUCCAAGAACCAGCUCAAGCAAGCCCUUGUCCAGUACGACCGAACCCUCCUCGUGGCCGACAACAGGCGGUGCGAGCCCAAGAAAUUCGGCGGUCCCGGUGCGCGUGCGAGGUACCAAAAGUCCUACCGUUAAGCGAGGCGAUGGACGGGGGAUGGUGGAGUGGGGACGGCAUGGAUGGAAUGGUGGUGUUUAUCGCGGGCUUUUACAUGGUCUGGGUCUUCUCCUUUCGACGGUCUGUGACAUGGUGCUCCGCUGGAUUUGGCGCGCAGCCUGAAUGGACUCGGUGAAUUGUGACGAUAAAAACGAAAUAUAUCGGGUGCAAGACACAAUGGAUGUAUGCAGCAUCUCUAGUGAUGUACUUUGGGCAAUGUCGUGAUGUUGGAAAAGGUGCAACAUCCGUUAUCAUUGUAGUCUGUACACGAAUGAACCUCACUCCAUCGCUUG
Messenger RNA from Lindgomyces ingoldianus, 820 nucleotides. RefSeq names its product ribosomal protein S9. Lineage: Eukaryota; Fungi; Ascomycota; Dothideomycetes; Pleosporales; Lindgomycetaceae. The record is from RefSeq and is a predicted model, not a curated record. Gene Ontology annotation, molecular function: RNA binding; structural constituent of ribosome. Bases 80 to 508 code for a protein of 142 amino acids. The transcript has 4 exons. Gene Ontology annotation, biological process: translation; maturation of SSU-rRNA from tricistronic rRNA transcript (SSU-rRNA, 5.8S rRNA, LSU-rRNA). Gene Ontology annotation, cellular component: ribosome; cytosolic small ribosomal subunit.